This is a messenger RNA of Rubroshorea leprosula, 3000 nucleotides long. The record is from the annotation of a GenBank genome assembly. Lineage: Eukaryota; Viridiplantae; Streptophyta; Magnoliopsida; Malvales; Dipterocarpaceae.
GUAGAAAGCAAAAGUCACUAACUUCCGAUUUCGUUCACCAAUCCAUCACAUAAUGAUCUUCUGAAAGUAAAAGGCAUUCGUUUUCAUCUCCGUCGCAGCUCCGGCAACUCAAUGAUUCACCUCCGACUUUGAAUCCACCGCGAUUCUUUGUACCCUACCGAUCCUGAAUCCUGAUCGGAAACAGCGAGCAGGUCAUAGAAUUGAGGGGAUUUUAGAUGGGGACUGUAGGGGAGACAGAAGGAGAGGGAGUGUUGGAUGUGGAAGAGACGAUAUUCGUUGCUGUCGAGAAGAAUGUGAAGAAGAGCAAGAAGACGCUGUUUUGGGCGGCGGAGAACUUCGUCGGGCAGAAAAUCUGCUUGCUCCAUGUUUAUCAGCCUACUGAUGUACUUGCUUUAAAUGGGAACUUUUCUCACCAGGAUUUGAAACAAAAUGCAAUUGAGGCAUUCCAGAAGCUUGAGAGACAAAAAAGGCAUGAACUUCUGGAUGACUACCUUCCACUUCUUGACCAAGCGGGGGUGCAAGCAGUCAAAAUUUUGAUAGAGAUGGACAAUAUUGAACGGGGGAUUGUAGAGGCUAUUGCUCAGUACAAUAUUAGAUGGCUUGUAAUGGGUGCAGCAGCAGAUAAAUACCAUUCAAUGGAACUCACAGGGUUGAAAUCAAAGAAGGCAAUCUUUGUAUGCCAAGAAGCACAAAUUUCAUGUCACAUCUGGUUUGCUUGCAAUGGUUACCUCAUUUACACAAGGGUAGGUAGAAAAGAUAGAUAUGAAAUGGAGACUGUUCCUCGAAAACAGCUGCUGGAUUCACCUGCAGGAACAGAGCAAUAUGAAUCUGCUGUUUAUAGUCUGAGCUUUCUAGAUGCUGGGGAAGUAGCUGAGGUAUCCCAGUGUUCUGAGCAUCCAAGCUGUUCCAACAAUAUAGUGGUUGGAACCUCUUCAUCAAUCUCAUUUCUUAGAGAUGAGGAGGAAGAUUCUCAAGGACAAGAGAGUAAUGAAGCUGAUCAGAAACUGGAGCUAGCCAUUGGGGCAGUGAAAAGAUGGAAGGAGGAAGAUGUUGCCUUGGAGGCUAAAUACAAGGCAAGGGCGUUAGAAACCUUGCAUGUAAAGGAGAUGAGCCAAAGAAAACUAUUGGAGGACUUGCUUGUCAGAGAUAAACAAGAAGUGCUAAGAACAAAGAAUCAAUAUGAUAGAUUUAUGGAAGAACUACAGAUGGUUAAUGACAAGAAGGCAGCGCUUGAGGGCCGACUUGCUGAGUCACAAUGUAUGGUGAAGGAGUUGGAAGAGAAGAUGAUCUCAGCCGUGAACCUAUUGAUAAGUUUUAAGAAACAGCGGGAUGAGAUGCGAGUACAGCAUGGAGAUGCAAGGAGAGAACUGAAUUAUUCGAGGAAAUUAGCAAGCGGGGAGGCUGAGAGCUUUUAUGGGACAGAAAUCCUUGAAUUUUCUUUCAUGGAGAUCAACAACGCUACUCAGGAUUUUGAUCCAUCUUUUAGGAUUGGAGAUGGAAAAUAUGGAAGUGUCUACAAAGGGCUACUUUGUCAUCUACAAGUUGCCAUAAAAAUGUUGCCCUCUUAUGGCUCACAAAGCCUCAUAGAGUUUCAGAAUGAGGUAGAGGUUUUAAGUAGGGUGAGGCAUCCAAAUUUGGUAACACUCGUUGGAACCUGCCCAGAAUCUAGGUCGCUUGUCUAUGAGUAUGUAAGAAACGGUAGCCUGGAAGACCGCCUUUUGUGCAGUGAUAACACUCCACUUCUGUGGGAAACUCGGACACGAAUUGCUUAUGAUAUAUGCUCUGCCCUUAUCUUCCUUCACUCUAAUAAGCCUUGUCUUCCCCAUGGGAACUUAAAACCCUCUAAAGUGCUCCUUGACACCAAUUUUGUAUGCAAACUAAGUGAUUUUGGCAUCUAUCGCGUGAUCUCAGAAGGUAACUCUGGCACAUCAUUUAAUGAAGCUGAUCCUAUGGUUGCCUCCGCCUACAUGGCUCCAGAGUAUCUUCGGACUGGAGAAGUUACUCCAGAAUCAGAUUUAUAUUCAUUUGGAAUGGUAUUAUUACAACUUUUGACUGGAAGACCAGUUAUGGGGGUUUUGAAAGAUGUAAAAUGUGCAUUAGAGAAUGGACACUUAAACAUAUUGUUGGAUGCUUCAGCUGGGGACUGGCCAUUGGCACAAGCUCAGCAGUUGGCAUACUUGGCAUUGAGAUGCUGUGAGAAGAACCCAUUACACCGACCAGACCUGGUUUCUGAAAUACGGACUGUGCUUGAGCCUAUGAUGGAUUCUUGUCUUUCCCCAGCAUCAAGCUUGAGAGUCAAGAAGCACCGGCGUGUUCCCUCUCACUUUGUCUGCCCAAUUUUUCAGGAAGUAAUGAAAGAUCCACAUAUUGCAGCAGAUGGCUUCACAUACGAAGCAGAUGCUAUCAGAGGAUGGUUUAAAAGCGGCCAUGACACUUCACCUAUGACAAAUCUUAAGCUCCAACACUGCAAUCUACUUCCAAAUCAUGCACUUCAUCAAGCCAUUCAAGAGUGGCGACAAAAAUGAUGUUUUGCCCGUCUCAUUGCAUGUACAUUCACCUGCUUAUUUGAUCAUAUAUAACUACAUCCUCUAUACCAAUUUAACCGCCAUAUUUGUACUAAUCCAUUUAUAGCACACUAUCAUGUAUAGAACAAGUGAUUUUGGUCCCUUAAUGAUUCAGACAUCUUUCUCUUUGAGGAAGAUCCGGCAGUGGUUGCUUCCUAUACCAUAUUGAGCCGCUUUUCUGUUUCUAAUUCUUAACAAUGGUGGGUGAAGGAGAUGAUGCAUUUGUUUACUGGGAAAAUGAUCCGGCAACACCGCCGGCUGUCCUUUCAGAUGGUUUGUUCCUAAAUUUUCAUCUAUGACUGAAUCCUGAUCUGAUGAGACCCCAAGUGGUGAAGAAUCAGAAAAGAGCAGAUUUUUGCUAAAGCUUCUUUUGGUUACAGAUUCUACAGAUACAAGGGGACGGAGAUGCUACCCAAAUUAAAGGAACUACGUGAGC